AUGACUCAGGUCAAUUAUUAUGACCCGGAAGCACACUCCGAUGAUUUGGAUUUCCGACUGAAUGCGGCCUAUGAUCAUCAUGUGGAAUGGAAUAAAAACUUGAGCGAAUCCUUAGUGCAACCAGAAUCCCUUCGACUGCUGAAACCGGAGGAGCUUGUCCUAUGUCACAAAGUGAAGGACUCUAAAAUUCCGCCUUACCGAUGUACUCAACCGCAUGGCCGAAUUUUGUCAAAUAAAGUGGAGUGUUUCACUACCAAGGAAGAUGGAAGCCACAUCACCUCUUACAGACAUUGGGAAGAUACCACAAAAGUACCCAUUCACAAAGCGGACAAUGCCAUUUGUACUGCAGAAUUGAGCUAUAUGCUGUCCUAUUUGAUCUCUUUAUCAAAUAUCACCUCGGAUAAGCUGAGUGUUUUACGUAUUUUCAAAUAUUUUGUUUCUCAUCCAGUUAUCCCGGUCUGA
Echinostoma caproni is the source of this 462-nucleotide messenger RNA. Lineage: Eukaryota; Metazoa; Platyhelminthes; Trematoda; Plagiorchiida; Echinostomatidae. The record is from the annotation of a GenBank genome assembly.